This is a messenger RNA of Drosophila subobscura, 459 nucleotides long. Its product is annotated as cyclin-dependent kinase 20. NCBI's taxonomy places the organism in Eukaryota, Metazoa, Arthropoda, Insecta, Diptera, Drosophilidae. The transcript has 4 exons. Gene Ontology annotation, molecular function: ATP binding; cyclin-dependent protein serine/threonine kinase activity. Gene Ontology annotation, cellular component: nucleus. Gene Ontology annotation, biological process: protein phosphorylation. The record is from RefSeq and is a predicted model, not a curated record. The coding region runs from base 1 to 459 and encodes 152 amino acids.
AUGCUGAAGAUCGCCGACUUUGGGCUGGCUCGUCUUUACUUUCCUGAAGAGGAGUCGCGUCUGUAUUCGCCUCAAGUGUCGACGCGCUGGUAUCGUGCUCCGGAAAUACUCUGGGGCAGUCAGAAGUACAGCACUGGCGUGGACAUGUGGGCAGCAGGCUGCGUGGUGGCGGAGAUGUUGCGCGGUGUGCCCCUCUUUGCUGGCACAACAGAUAUCGAACAGUUGGCCAUCAUAAUUCGCACUUUGGGAAGUCCUCGCCUGAACCAGUGGCCAGAGUUGACUUCGCUGCCGGACUACAGCAAGAUACGAUUUCCCAACUCUGUGGGCAUACACUGGGACAACUUGUUCCCGAGCUGCACGCACGCAGUGGAGAUUAGUCUGGUCUCCAAUUUGGUCGUCUACAAUCCCAAGAACCGCCUUAGCGCCACCGAGGCUGUGGAACAUAAUUAUUUCCACUAG